This is a messenger RNA of Drosophila serrata, 453 nucleotides long. RefSeq names its product mediator of nuclear and mitochondrial processes Jig (gene Jig). Lineage: Eukaryota; Metazoa; Arthropoda; Insecta; Diptera; Drosophilidae. The record is from RefSeq and is a predicted model, not a curated record.
AUGAGAGUCAUAAGCAUCAUUAGUGGACUCCUCCUCAUCGCAGCCUGUCUCCUGAGGAGCAGCGAGGCGGUGACCUGUACCGCUGAUCCCACAGUCACCGGAUGCGUCGACUGCACCGACACCGCCAACGCUUCGGAUGCUGAAUGCGUCGCAGAGGCGGGAAACACUACCGCGGGGCCAACCACUGCAGCCACUCCCGUCACGACAGCAGGUCCAGCCGCUGGUGCUACCACUGCCGCUAACACCGCCACCGGCGCUACUCCGGCUACCCCAACCGAUAGCGCCUCAUCCUCGGGAUCAAGCAGCUCAACGACCUCCAACGCUGCGGCCAGGAGGCGUGCCAGGAGGAGGGCGGCGGCUCGAAGGAGGAGACGUGCAGCUGCCCGCAGGAGGAGGAGGGCUGCCAGAAGGAGGGUCCAGAAUCAGAGGCAGAGGCAGAGGCGUUCCGGUUAG